CCCGAGGCGCCCGAGGACGAUGAGGACGAGGCGCUGCCGCACUCGGAGGUGGUGGACGUGUUCCAGGAGGGUCUCGCCAUGGUGGUACAGGACCCCCUGCUCUGCGAUCUGCCUAUCCAGGUCACGCUGGAGGAGGUCAGCUCUCAGAUAGCGCUGGAGUACGGCCAGGCCAUGACAGUCCGCGUGUGCAAGAUGGACGGCGAGGUCAUGCCGGUCGUGGUGGUGCAGAAUGCCGCGGUCCUGGAUCUGAAGAAGGCCAUCCAGAGACACGUGCAGCUGCGGCAGGAGCGCGAAGGGGGCAUCCAGCACAUCAGCUGGUCCUAUGUGUGGAGGACGUACUAUCUGACUUUCACGGGCGAGAAGCUCACAGAGGACAGGAAGAAGCUCCGAGAUUAUGGCAUCCGGAAUCGGGAUGAGGUCUCUUUCAUCAAGAAGCUGAGGCAAAAGUGA
Messenger RNA from Orycteropus afer afer, 450 nucleotides. It is a transcript of the gene SNRNP25, whose product is annotated as small nuclear ribonucleoprotein U11/U12 subunit 25. Gene Ontology annotation, cellular component: U12-type spliceosomal complex. NCBI's taxonomy places the organism in Eukaryota, Metazoa, Chordata, Mammalia, Tubulidentata, Orycteropodidae. The record is from RefSeq and is a predicted model, not a curated record. Gene Ontology annotation, biological process: mRNA splicing, via spliceosome. The transcript is spliced from 5 exons. Bases 79 to 450 code for a protein of 123 amino acids.